UGUUUUGGAGUCACUCGACGCACGUGGCCGUCCUAGGGUUGUGGUGACUCUUGCUGCGACGGAUAAGGGAUCGGUUGUGUGUCACAACAUUCACCUGUACGACAACUCACUUCCGCCCGAAGGAGUGUAGCAUACAGGUCGUGCACAAACAUCCUGCUAUUUAUUUAUGGUAAACAGUGGUUUGAACGAUGUCAGCUGAAAUGAAGGACACGCCAGGUCGGGAUAUCCCAGCGCCCACCAGGCGGGUCACCGUCCACGAUGCUGCUCACAUGCCCCAGGAUUACUCGAGUACCCCCGGAGGGACCCUGUUCAGCACCACCCCUGGAGGAACCAGAAUCAUCUAUGACCGGAAGUUCCUCCUCCAGUGCCGGACAUCUCCUUUGGCGCGGACUCCCCCGAGCCUGCCUGACAUCCCAGGAGUCACCAGCCCCCUCAAAGCAGCUGACGUAAUAAAUACCUCAAACUGCAGUACCCAUGUCCACCACCGGGAAGGCAGCGCUGGUGAUGAUUCCCAGUUUGAAAUGGACAUUUAAAGUUCUGAACUGAUGGACAAAAAAGUAAAUCCUGCCAAUUUAAAGUAUGGCUAGCAUAUAUUUGCCCAUACUAAACUAGUGCUAUGCCAUAUAAAAAACGAUGUACUCUAAAAGGCUAAGAAUUAAGUAGGAAGGUAAAAAGUGUGGACUUUUUAAAUUUUGGAUGAGUUUGUAGGUAGGCAAGAUACUAAUGUGAUGGUGCUCAACAGUUUGUUUAAGAUGGGUAGCACGGCAUGCCUUUUUAUAAUCAAAUACUAUUUUUUUACAUGUAUGUGUUUUCAUUCUGGAGGAGGCUUUAUCAACAGACUGUUCUUAGGUUUGCUUUUGUCGUAUAAUUGUGGAAAAUCCUAACGCUGUAUUGAGUGUAUUUAGUUAUUAAUGUCAUAAUUAAUGGCCAAAACAAGAAUGAUCCAAUUUGUUACAAAUAUAGUCAGACACAUCCAAUGUGUAGAGCAGGGACCUAGCCUUUGAGUUGUUAGCCGAUGUUUCUGACAAAAUAAACAUUUGUUUUUUACCAAAAUAUUUCAUGAUGAAUAGAAAUGUAAUAAGUCAUUGUCCCUAUUCAUAAAGUGGUUGUUUUUUGUCAGAUUGUUCUCAAUUCACAAAUCAUAAACCUCUGAUCACACAAA
Gadus macrocephalus (Pacific cod) is the source of this 1162-nucleotide messenger RNA. Its product is annotated as eukaryotic translation initiation factor 4E-binding protein 2-like. Gene Ontology annotation, molecular function: eukaryotic initiation factor 4E binding. Lineage: Eukaryota; Metazoa; Chordata; Actinopteri; Gadiformes; Gadidae. Gene Ontology annotation, cellular component: cytoplasm. The transcript has 3 exons. Gene Ontology annotation, biological process: negative regulation of translational initiation. The record is from RefSeq and is a predicted model, not a curated record. Bases 189 to 533 code for a protein of 114 amino acids.